GUCCCGUGUCCGCCAAUCAGCGCACGACAGGAAAGUUUAAAUCGCCCGAACCGAGCAGAAGAACACACGGCACAUUUAUCCUCCUCCACUCCCUUCUGCUCCUCCAUUUGGCUCGUGCUGCCGCUAAAUUCUCCCCAGGGACUCGAGGAACACUGCUGGAGUACCAAGAUGCAGGCCACCACAGAGAUGCCCACAGCAGCCAAGCAGAUCACCAGCACCACCACAACCAACUGCAAUGCCCCAAGCAAGGACCAGAAGAAGUGGUCGCUGGAUAACUUUGAGAUUGGCCGGCCACUGGGGAAAGGGAAGUUUGGGAGUGUGUAUCUAGCGCGGGAGAAGGUGAGCAAGUACAUUGUGGCCCUCAAGGUGCUGUUCAAGUCCCAGCUGCAGAAGGCAAAUGUGGAGCACCAGCUGAGGAGGGAGAUUGAAAUACAGGCACACUUAAGACACCCCAAUAUUCUGCGCAUGUAUGGUUACUUCUACGACGACACUCGUGUUUACCUCAUCCUGGAGUAUGCGCCACGAGGGGAGCUGUACAAGGAGAUGCGGUCCCAGAACAAUGGCAGGUUUAAGGAGCCCAGAGCAGCGAAAUACAUCAAGCAACUCACAGAUGCGCUCAUAUACUGUCACGGCAAGAAGGUCAUUCAUCGAGACAUCAAGCCAGAGAAUCUUCUGUUAAAUCUCCGCGGUGACCUUAAGAUUGCUGACUUUGGCUGGUCUGUCCACGCGCCGUCCUCCAGACGCACCACACUCUGCGGCACGCUGGACUACCUACCCCCAGAGAUGGUGGAGGGCAGGGACCAUGAUGAGAAGGUAGAUCUGUGGUCACUGGGGGUCCUCUGCUAUGAGUUCCUGUGUGGCAGCCCGCCCUUUGAGACAGAGAAGAGCAGUGACACCUACUCUCGUAUCUGCAAGGUGGACAUCCACUUCCCCUCACAUGUGUCUGCCAGAGCUCGGGAUCUCAUUGUGAAGCUCCUCGGUACAACCCCAAGGACAGGCUGGCCCUACCUGACGUCCUGCAGCACCCUUGGAUCCUGGAGAACGUUAAGGAUUAAGUCAUUACUCUCUCUCCCUUAACACACACACACAUUCAUCUAUUCAACUUUUAUUUACAAUCUUUCCUUUUUCUUUCAGUAAUUCAUCUAAGACAUUCCUUCAUAUCCUGUGCUUCACCUCUCAGCUGUACAUAGCCACAUCAACACACACACACACUCACACAGACACACGCUUUAUAUCCUUUCAAGUGGUAAUAAUUAUGGACUACAAGCGUGUAGAGAUGAAGGAAGGAGUGUAUAUUUGUAUCUAUAUAUAUGUGGUGAUACUUGCUGCUCAGUCUCCAAGCCUUAGUUGUGAGUUGUGUGGGUGGGUACUGAGCAGGACUACUAGACUCGGUGAAUAUUACAACAUUGCAGUGAGGAUAAUUGCAAUAUCUCAUUCCCAUCUUUCCCAUGCUAUCCAUCCUUGCCUAUCUUUUUUUACAUUGACAUAUUUUUCUACUCUAAAUGAAUGAGUGAGGUGUGUGUGUUUUGUGUAUGUGUGUGUGUGAGGCAGCAAAAAACACCCAUUAUUCUCUUCCUCUUCCUUGUGUUACUGUUUCUCUGGCAAGUGGCAGGACAGGAACAGUGACUCCCUUCAUAGCCACUUUUCUGGUUUCAAUGGUGAUGUGGUGGUGUGGUGCAGUCAGAAGAGAUGCUUUAUGUUCUCCACACCUCACUGCAGUGUUGGAAUGUUCUGGUCAUUGUUAGAUCCAGUAUUGCUUUAUUUUGUGUGUCUUUACUGGUUUGUUUUUAUCAUUCUGGUUUUAUAGUUUGUCUUUAUUACUCUACAAGGGUUCUGAUUAACUAGUGACCAACUUUUUCUAGCCCUUCUAAUAUUCUCUUAAGCCAUCUCAUUUUUUCCCCUAAACUCUGCAAGAUCUGGUUAUUUUAUUGUCUUCGAACAAACAUGAUUUCUUAACCUUCUCUUUAGUGAGUGUUGGUGUAAAUCCCUCCACUGUUCCUACACCAGUCUUCACUGACAAACCAACAAAUGUCAUCCUUCCAUUGUUCUAUCUCCCGUAAGAUUUAUUAAGCUUCUUUUAUUCCUGCGCUAACUUUGUGCUUCAAAAUAAUAAUUAUUAUUAUUUAUUUUUUUAGAUAAGCAUCGUUGCAAGAUUGAUUUAGUAUUAUUUAUGACUCUAACGUUAGGUUUAGUCCGUCGCUGAUGUGUCACCACUUCAGCCUUAACCAUUGUGUUACUGAGGCCACAUGUGUUUCAUUAGAGUUAAGUCUCUUGGCAAGCUGUACAUAGUCCCUCUCGGCACCUCAGGACAGUAAGGCACCGAGGCAGCCAUCCCAUCCCUUAGUUAUGUAGAGUUAUUUUUAUAGAUCAAGGCAGAGAUGAAUCUGUCCUUGUGUUGCUCCAUUCUGCCGCGUCUGUUGGCGAGAAGACUUCAAAAUAAAGAAGUUAUUGUCCAUACUAAA
Molecule: messenger RNA, 2462 nt
Organism: Portunus trituberculatus (swimming crab)
Lineage: Eukaryota; Metazoa; Arthropoda; Malacostraca; Decapoda; Portunidae
Product: aurora kinase-like
Exons: 7
Coding region: 169-1077 (302 amino acids)
Biological process (GO): protein phosphorylation; regulation of cytokinesis; mitotic spindle organization
Cellular component (GO): spindle microtubule; spindle pole centrosome; spindle midzone
Molecular function (GO): protein kinase activity; ATP binding
Source: RefSeq, a predicted model, not a curated record